UUGCAGCAGAAAAGAGCAGAGGUUGCUCGUUCUGCACGUGCUCUUAUUGAUCUUGAUUCAAGCGAAGAAUACGUUGAUUCUGAUGACAAUUCAGACGAGACGGUAGAUAAUGAUGAGGGUUAUGGGGACUUUCAAGACCAGGAUGAUCAGCACCUUCGUACAUACCAAGCUUUAGACUAUCUUCGUACAUAA
Molecule: messenger RNA, 192 nt
Organism: Dentiscutata heterogama
Lineage: Eukaryota; Fungi; Glomeromycota; Glomeromycetes; Diversisporales; Gigasporaceae
Source: the annotation of a GenBank genome assembly